Molecule: messenger RNA, 1258 nt
Organism: Dromiciops gliroides (monito del monte)
Lineage: Eukaryota; Metazoa; Chordata; Mammalia; Microbiotheria; Microbiotheriidae
Gene: SERHL2
Product: serine hydrolase like 2
Exons: 12
Coding region: 149-1084 (311 amino acids)
Source: RefSeq, a predicted model, not a curated record
GAGCUGGGACGGCCACUUCUUCCCUCCCGGAACCCGGAGUUUUCGUGGCCGCAGCUUACGUCGGGUUUCUCGCACCUACGUCGAUCUCCGGCUGGGACGCGGGAGUAGGCGAAGCAGCGAUCUGCCGGCGGGCGCCGAGGCCAACCGCAUGGGUCUCCUCUCAGAACUGAAGGUCUCGGUGCCCUGGGGCCACAUUGCUGCCAAGGUCUGGGGCUCCCAGCAGGGGCACCCUGUGCUCUGUCUUCACGGAUGGCUGGAUAACGCCAACUCUUUCGACAGACUCAUCCCUCUUCUGCCUCAAACUUUUUACUAUAUCGCCAUGGAUUUUGGGGGCCACGGCCACUCCUCCCAUCACUAUCCCGGCUUCCCCUACCACCACCAGGACUUUGUCAAUGAGGUUCGCCGAGUGGCUGCAGCCCUGAGAUGGAAGCGAUUCUCCCUCAUGGCCCACAGCUUUGGUGGUGUCAUUGGUGGCAUGUUUUCCUGCAUCUUCCCCGAGAUGGUGGAUAAACUGAUCCUGCUGGACACCUCUCCCUUCUUUCUGGACUAUGUGGAGAUGAGCAACCUCCUGACUUACAAACGGCAAGGCAUUGAGCAUGUGCUUCAUGUAGAAGCCAAGCAGCAAAAGCCCCGCAAGGUCAUCAGCCCAGAGGAAAUGCUGCAGAGCUUUCUGAAGAACAACAGUCAAGUGGGCGAGGAGUGUGGGAAGCUCUUGCUGGAGAGAGGAACCACCAAGGUGGGAGAAGGUGUUGUGCUGAACCGAGACCGGAGACUGGGCCUGCCGGAGAAUAACUUUGACUUCAUCAGCCAGGAUCAGCUCGACUUUUUCUGCAGGAACAUCCAGGCCAGGGUCCUGUUAGUGAAGGCCACCCCCGGAUACCUCUACUUCAGGCAAGUCAAAGAAGCAAAGUUCAACGAAUCAAUGAAGAAGGUUUUCCAGUACUUGCAGUCGAACCUCAAGGAGCGCUACCACUAUGUGGAGGUGCCCGGCAGCCAUUACGUGCACAUGCAGGAGCCUCAGCUGGUGGCCAGAAUCAUCAGUGAGUUCUUGGAAAGCAAACCUGGCAUCCAGGCCCACCUAUAGGCCCUGGGACCGACCCUGGCAGCCUGAUGGCAUCAGCAAACACACUGGACACCUCCAUCCUGACCCAGAACCCCAGCCCAGGGCAGAAAAGGCAGCCGGGCCCCCCCCCCCAGACCACCCUAGAAAUGACCUGGGGCGCCUUCCACAACUCCACAAAUAAAGCCUACUCCUACA